AUGUGGCUGAAUGGAAGAAUCUACACCUAUAGCCCUUCACAAUGGAAGAGGGCUGAUUGUGUGCAAGAGAACCAGGCAACAAGAGUCUGUGGACAGCCCCCUGUCAGCCUCAACCGAAUUGUGAAGGGAAAAGAUGCAGAGCCUGGAGAAUUCCCUUGGCAGAUCAGCUUGCAGCUGAACCAAAGGCAUGUGUGUGGAGGGUCUCUCAUCUCAGAGGACUGGGUGAUAACUGCAGCACACUGCUUCUAUCAGUUCAUGGAUCUCUCCCAGUACCAGGUCCUCCUGGGGGUCACCCAGCUGUCCAAUCCUGGCCCACUGGCAUGUUGCCUGGGAGUUAAGAAGGUCAUUGUCAACCCCACCUAUGAGGGCCAGACCAGCAGUGGGGACAUUGCUCUGGUGCAGCUGUCCAGGAGGGUCCAUUAUUCUGACCUGAUCCUGCCCAUUUGUCUGCCUGAUGCCUCUGUGAAGUUCCCACCGGGGAAGGUGUGCUGGGUCACUGGCUGGGGGAACUUGCAUCAUUCAGUCAACCUUCCCUCCCCACAAACCCUCCAGAAGGUGAAGGUGCCCAUCAUUGACACAAAGACAUGCAGUAAGCUCUACCGCACCAACAUGGGUGAUGGAUUGGACCCACAGGCGAUCAAGGACGAUAUGGUCUGUGCUGGCUACGCAGAGGGCAGGAAGGAUGCCUGCAAGGGCGAUUCUGGAGGUCCCAUGGUGUGUCUGGUUGGACGUUCAUGGGUCUUGGCUGGCAUCGUCAGCUGGGGUGAAGGAUGUGCCAUUGAGAACCGGCCUGGAGUCUAUAGCCGACUCACAUACUACGAAAGCUGGAUCCACAGCUGUAUCCCAGAUAUCCAAUUUAUCAAAGAUCCAAGUGUCCAUGAAUCAUGGGAAUGCUGACAGGACACCAAAUGCCAAAAG
Molecule: messenger RNA, 918 nt
Organism: Elgaria multicarinata webbii
Lineage: Eukaryota; Metazoa; Chordata; Lepidosauria; Squamata; Anguidae
Gene: PRSS27
Product: serine protease 27
Exons: 6
Coding region: 1-897 (298 amino acids)
Biological process (GO): proteolysis
Molecular function (GO): serine-type endopeptidase activity
Source: RefSeq, a predicted model, not a curated record